UGUAAACAGUGACACCUACAAAUCAAAGAAAGGGAAACAAAUAAACCUCAAUGUGACGUUGUCUUCAUGCCUGACUGACAGCAUUGAUGAGGAAUUCAGGAAGACCUUUCCAAAUGAAGCAGAACGUGGACCAUUCAACGGAGUCAUCAAUGAGUUUUCACUCAACACGCAGAGACUCAUUGACAUGAACAAAGAUGUCGAACUGCAACUGAUCUUUGUCAGGACAGAGGAGGACAAAAUUAAGACAAAACUCAACAAAACCAUCCGAGAGCGUAAGAAAACAAUCUACAACGGUCUGGUGGAGAAAAUCGAGGAAACCAUGCAAGAAUGCUAUAAAAAAGCAGCAGAUUUUAGAGGACGGGGUUCACUGCAACAGAUGAGGGACACACUUCAGGUGUACGUACAUGUUUCAAAGAACACCAUGUUUGAGGAGGCUAAAGCUGCUAUGUUGAACCAACUGAAUGAGCUGAAGGAGGAAAUCCUGGACGAGCUGGAGAAAACCCUGACAGAAGCAAUCGAGCUGUCACUCAAGACAGAUGAUUACUCAAUCCCAGAUGUCUCAGAUGAGCUUGAGAAGGUGAAGAAUCACUACUCUGAGUUGAAGAGGCAGCGCAGAAUAACAAGUGUCAGUUACUGAGUAAACCUUAGUUAAAAGGUCUACACAGUGUAUUUAAAGGGCUUUGAAUACUGUAUGAGUGAAUUUGUUCUGGAUAAUGUCACUGCUUUUAAUCACAAUAGCACUGAUCCAAGAGAUGAACGGAAGUUUUAGUUAAACUGAUGAUCUAAACUGAUCGUUCAAUCAGAUGAUAGGAUCUUGUGUUUACUGUGACUGGUUGUCUCCACAUUGAGGUACCGUAAAUUCCAGACUAUUGAGCACACCUGACCAUAAGCUGCACCCACUAAAAUUAAAAAGAAAAAAAAAAUUGUACAUAUAUAGGCCACCCUUGUCUAUAAGCCGCAGGUGUCCACAUUGCAACAUGAGAUAUUUACACAGAAAGAUGUUACACAGAUGUGACGCUGCCCUCUCCAACGUCUC
Messenger RNA from Monopterus albus (swamp eel), 1036 nucleotides. RefSeq names its product nuclear GTPase SLIP-GC-like. The record is from RefSeq and is a predicted model, not a curated record. The transcript is spliced from 6 exons. Lineage: Eukaryota; Metazoa; Chordata; Actinopteri; Synbranchiformes; Synbranchidae. Bases 185 to 637 code for a protein of 150 amino acids. Gene Ontology annotation, molecular function: GTPase activity.